Messenger RNA from Coffea eugenioides, 1505 nucleotides. RefSeq names its product nuclear transcription factor Y subunit A-3-like. The coding region runs from base 171 to 1199 and encodes 342 amino acids. The transcript has 6 exons. Lineage: Eukaryota; Viridiplantae; Streptophyta; Magnoliopsida; Gentianales; Rubiaceae. The record is from RefSeq and is a predicted model, not a curated record. Gene Ontology annotation, molecular function: RNA polymerase II cis-regulatory region sequence-specific DNA binding; DNA-binding transcription factor activity, RNA polymerase II-specific. Gene Ontology annotation, biological process: regulation of transcription by RNA polymerase II. Gene Ontology annotation, cellular component: CCAAT-binding factor complex.
UGAACUUUGAAGUGAGGAAAGGGAACAUACCCAAUUUGAUCCCAGCAACUGUGUUUCUUGCUUCUUCUAGUUAUAGCAGAUCCCGAAGAUGAAGUCAAGUAGAAACUCUCAGUCUCAAUUGAUUUUGGGCAUUUUGGGUUCUGCAGAGUUUAGAAUGCUUCAAUGAGUAAAUGGCUAUACGAGUUGAGAACAUUCACAGUAAAGUUUUAGGACAAGAUUCUACUUGUUCAAUGCUCCAUUUUGUCAGUUCACCAUGGUGGAAUUUACAGGAACAACAGUUGUCUCAGACAUCAUCUAAAAAUCUCAGUUUGAGAGUAGAAACUCCAUCUCUAUGCUUUGAGGAGGCAAAGCAUCUAGGCCAACAGAUAGAAGAAGACCAAAGCUCUCACUCAAUGGAGUCAAGCAGCCAGUCUCAACGUGGAGCGACUACUAUGGGAAAGUCAAAUUCUCAAGAUCAAUGUAUUUCAUCAGAAUCUGCGCAAAAUGAAAGCUUUGGGACGCAUGUAGAAGAACAACCAAAACCUGCUUUCUUUCCGAGUAAUUUGGAAUCUUCAGCCAAUCCUUCGCAAAUUGAAUUCCCCCAAUCAGCUGCACAAAUUCCAUGUAUUUACUCGGAUUCCUACUUCAGCAGCUUAUAUUCGGCUUAUGGGCCUCAAGCCAUGAUUCAGCCGCAAAUGAUGGGGAUAGCACCUGCUCGCGUCCCACUGCCUCCUGAUCUUGCCCAAGAUGGUCCAAUAUAUGUGAAUGCAAAACAGUAUCAUGGUAUACUCAGACGGAGACAGGUGCGUGCCAAGCUUGAGGCUCAAAACAAGAUGGUGAAAGGUAGAAAACCAUAUCUUCACGAGUCCCGUCAUCAGCAUGCAAUGAAUAGGGUUAGAGGUUCUGGUGGAAGGUUCCUCAGCACAAAGAAACAGCAGCAGCAAUCCGAGUCAACUCUCUCCACUGGCUCCUUUUCCGCAUCCAUCCAUUCUUGUCAAGAGACCGAUGCGCUGGAGAUGGAAGCUGAAAGGUCCAACGACAGCAGGCAUUAUGCUUCAACUAGUACCAGCUCUUCUGCCAUGGGAUACACUCCUGAUGAUAUCAUUUUCCAGCAGCAUGCCGACAGCUACAUCAGCCUUUCUGGUCAAAUCGCUGGUUCGACGUCGUCGGGAGGCUUCAUGCAGAAUGGAACUCCGCUCCCUGUUCCGACUACCCGGUGAAAAGCGCAGCAAAAAGCACCGGGACUUGGCAAUUCAUCCUUGGCUUUGUUACAUUCAAGUUUUAGCUUAUUUUACAUGAUGGACAUAAGAGUACCGUGUAGAGUAUACUAAGAAUACUUCACCAGUUUGAGUCCGUUUGACACAUACCAUGCACCUGCCAGUCGAAACCCUAUGUCAUGGCUCAUGAUAAGGAGAUUCCUUUGUCAUUUAUUUAACCAUGGUUCAGUUUGUUAAAUGCUUAACUCUGGAUCUAAUCUUCUUCUGCUUCUUCUUCUUCUUCUUUUUUCAUGUCGCUUUCGUAAGAAU